Molecule: messenger RNA, 537 nt
Organism: Medioppia subpectinata
Lineage: Eukaryota; Metazoa; Arthropoda; Arachnida; Sarcoptiformes; Oppiidae
Source: the annotation of a GenBank genome assembly
AUGGAUAACAACGGGUACGCGGAUCAAUACCUCUUACCAUUCAUAAAGGUGCAGGACGUGGUGUGCCGUACGAGCGGUGGGACAGAGAAAUGCUAUUACAUAAUAGACAAAGUGGUCAAUGAAGUGGAGGCCAAGACCUACUGCUCAUCACUAGACUCGACGGCCCGUCUAUUGUCCAUACACUCGGCCGAAGAGGCGACCUUUGUAACCGGUCUGCUAAAGGGGCAUGGUAAAUUCCCGGCCGACAUCUGGCUGGGUCUGGAACACGGGGCGGGUGGCUAUUACCGAUGGGUCGACGGCCAGUCCAGUGAUUAUACCAAUUGGAUGCCAGGUUGGGCCACGGCUUUUGAUGAUGAUGAUGGCCAGGGCAGACCCUGGGGUGACUGUAGUCGACUGGCCGUCUCUGAGGACAAGUCCUACGGUUUUUGGUAUACAGAUCGCUGCGAGAAAGGUUUGGCCGUUGUUUGUCAAGUGACAUCGAGUGUUUUAGUUAAUGUUUAAGAUAGUUUGAAAAACUAUAAUGUACAUUAUUGUAUG